Messenger RNA from Symsagittifera roscoffensis, 3661 nucleotides. Its product is annotated as PHD finger protein rhinoceros-like. Gene Ontology annotation, biological process: regulation of transcription by RNA polymerase II. NCBI's taxonomy places the organism in Eukaryota, Metazoa, Xenacoelomorpha, Acoela, Convolutidae. The record is from RefSeq and is a predicted model, not a curated record. The coding region runs from base 65 to 3547 and encodes 1160 amino acids. The transcript is spliced from 5 exons.
GGAUGAGCAGAAACCACCGAACAAGUCAGUGGCUGAAAAUUUUUGCACUGAAUUUGUGUCUGAAAUGAAAAUUCCUGACUAUGUUCAGUUACAUGAUAAAAUAUUCAAUUUGAAAGAAACUUGGCGUGCUGAAUGGGAAAGGGGAGUGCAAAUUCCAGUAGAAAAAACUGCCACUCAUAAUUUCGCCGUUGAUCAAAUUUUUGAGAAGAAAAAUGUAAAUAGAGCCAGUAAAAGGCGUCUAGACUUUUCACUUCCAAAGUCUCUAAUCGAAUCAGAUGAAAACUUGAUUUUGAGAAAAAGAGCGGCAACUCCAUAUAAUUUAGACCUACUAGACGUUCAUUGGAUAUCCGAUUUCAGCAAGUAUUUACAAUUAUCAAUAUUACCUCAGAGCAGUGCAAAUAAACCGGUCUCAAUGGAUGAGACAUUAUUUGAAAACACAAUGAGCUGGCUGGAAAUGAACUGCAACGAUGCAAUGACUACUUUUUUGGGAGCUAACCGCAAUGCUGGAUACGGCAUUGAGUUUGAUCUGGACACCCAGUGUGCAGUGUGUGGGUGUGAGGAGUCCAGUUGUGACAAUGAGAUCCUCUUCUGUGACGGCUGUGACCUGGCAGUGCACCAGGGGUGCUAUGGGGUGGUGGAUGUGCCAGUGGGUCGCUGGUUCUGCUCCAUAUGUCUGUCCAAUUUACCCUCCCCUCCUCCGUGUCAGUUGUGUCCAUUAGUGGGAGGCAGGUCAGCUGCCAUGAAAAAGGUCAAGGGUCACCCACAGAAGUGGUGUCAUGUUGUUUGUUGUCUCUGGAUCCCGGAGACCUGGUUCCAAGACCCCCAUCGGAUGGAUGUCGUCGUCAACUUAGAAGGUGUCUCCAGAAUACGACGAACACUAACAUGCGCAGUGUGUAAGCAGAGAAACAGUGGAGCUUGUAUUCAGUGCAGUCAUGAGGCGUGCUCAGUGUCAUAUCACGUGACAUGUGCGAUGCGUGCAAAUUAUGAGGUGUGUGCCGAGUACAGGGGCGGUGCAGGUAACGGUUUGGAUGAUGAUGAUGAAGAGUUGAAUGGGGAUGAAGAAGCACAUUUUGUCAGUUUUUGUCGCCGACACUCACAGGAAUUGAGAAGGGAGAGAGCGAGGCGAGAUAUUCCGACAACGAAAAGUAGUGAACAGAAUGCACAAUUGGGCCAAGAACUGUCGGAGAAUCGGUCAAGUAUACUUAGCACAGAAGACAGAAAUAACAACAACAUUACAAGCGACUAUGUUUCUGGCGACAACAAAAGUGUAGUCUCAGCAAACACGGAGGGUAGUAGCGGGGAUCCGGGUGGUUCCGUCGGCGGAUCCGACCACAAAGUACAUUGGGGCGGAACUCCUAUCAACAGACGAAGCAGUAGGACGACUCGGAAUUCAAUGAGGAGCGCGGUGGGUGGGGAAAUGAAGGGAGGUGGGCUUCAGAAUAAGGAAGACAGUGGGGGCGAUUCAGUGGCGAUGACACCACGCAAAGUCAAGUUGGAAAGAAUUAAGAGCAGGUUCUACACAUUUGUGGACUUGACUUCACUUUACACCUCCUUCAGAGACAGAUGGCUGAAUAAAAGCAAGAGCAAAGGAGCAUCAUCAGGAAAAGAUCUAACCGUAGUGCAACAACUGGAUCUGAUUCUGGAUGGGAUAUUUGAGUACUGGAAAUUAAAACGCAAGAGUGUCAACAACCAGCCGUUGAUUCCUCUUGAAUGCACGGCGUCGAAAGCUCAAGAGGCUCAUCUAAGUACCCGAUUGGGGGUUCCGUCGAACGGUACAGGAGACGGGGGAGGAUCUGAAGGGGAAGGGGUUGUAGUGAUGCGAAACAACACAUUAUUCCUGACUGCGGCUUACAUAGACUUAAGACGAGAAAUGGAAAAGCUUCGUAAUCUAGUCCACAUGGUGUGUCGUCGCGAGAAACUAAAACGGAUGAUUCAGGAUUGCAAUGGGAUUGACAAGUUUGAGGUGGAAUUGAAAGGAGUGCAGGCUGAAGUAGAAUUGAACGAGAGUCGCAGGAGGAGUAACGUAGAUGUUGGGGGUUCCAAGGCACAGGGGAAAAAUCAAAUUGACGAAGUCGCGGAUUCGGGGCCUCAGUGGAGAUAUACGAGUGAAGAAAGAAAAGCUAAAAGAAGACGAUUGAUGGAAAACGAAGAAAGAGAAAUAGAAGAAAAAUCAAAACGUGAAGUGAAACAAACACAUCUGCUUGAAACAAAGCAGCAAGAGAAAAGCAAUGAACUGAAAAGAAAUGACGUGGAUCUAAGAGAUCUAGUUGACAAAUUGCUGUUGGCGUCACAAUUCACGGCUGAUAAGCGAAGCGAAGAAGGACAUGUAACGCAACAGAAAGCGAAGCAGUCGUAUGUUCCUGACUAUCUCAAAGUGACAUCGGACGCAAAACCUCUGAAAGCUCUCUUAAAUGAAAAUCAAAGUGACUUCAAGACGGAAAAUGAUCAUCAGAGUUGUGAACAAAUGGAAAGUGACACUUCACCAUCAGUUAGAAUGACUCACAGACAGAGAAAGAGCAACAUAAGUACACAAGGUGGACCAAAAAUGAAAGCGGAAAUGGCUUCUGAAGCAUCAAGUAGCAGAGUAAUUGGAGGUGCAGACAUGGAACCGAACAUCGACAGCCGAUUAACUUCAGUUCAAGAUGUCAAUGUUGAUUCCAGAAGAGUGUCUAGGCGAAGUCAAAGAAGUAUAGGUCCAGAUCUAAUAGCAAUGGAAACAAAAGAAUCAGUGAAAGAGGAAUGUACAGUGCCAGAAGAAAGGUAUCAAUUACCGGUUAGAGCAGAAACUUCAGUAAACAAUUCUUCGCCGCACAAUGAGAAAAGUCUUUCAGUUUCCAAGAAGGCCAGGCGUUUACAGGAAGAAGCGGAUGGUAUCGACAAAGAAAGAGAAAAAACUUUGGUUAAUGGUAGCAAUACUGAGGCCAAUCAAAUCAAAACUCGGAAACGAAAAAUGUGCAAUGAAACUACAGGCAUUAAAACUAAAACAGAAAGCAAAAUUAACGUGAGUUUUAUUGAAUCAAAUACUCCGAAUGCAUCGAACUUGUUACAAUCAAAGAAUUCUUCUGAGUUUUUUCCGCGAACCAGAAAUUCUUCAACGUUAUCGUCGGCAAGUUCUUUGUCUUCUUUGCAAACGAGGCCAACGAGAUCUCAUGCAAGCAUAGGGAGACCAGAGUUUGCUGAAAAAUUGCAAAAUAAAAUGGAAGCGGCGAAGGAUAAUGUAGACAGAGUACAGUUGGCAACAUCAGCAAAACGACAAAUAAGUUUAAAUAUAAUAAAAGAUAACACAACGAAUACGACCACAGUUACAAGAAACAAACUCGAAGUGACCAAAACGGCCGCUAAAGCAGCGGACAGAGAAAUUAAGGCGGUGAAAAAUGAAGUAAAUGCGAUUUGUUGUCCUCGCUCCAAGACGAAUAGUGAGCGUAUGCGAUUAAGACCAGUGCUGAAAAGAGCGAGUAUAAAAGAGGUUCUUCAAGAGAAGAACGGAACUCGCAAAACAAGAACAACAACGACAAAAGACUCAGUUAGACAAACUCGAGGAAAAUAAAAUAUCUGAAGUUUUUUGUUGCCAAUUAUUUCCCAAUUUCAUGUCUUUGUUAAAAUGUCACAAUGAGUCAUACCAGUGUUUGUGGUAUGGUUGCUAUCAAAGUCUUUGGUAUUA